Messenger RNA from Hippocampus comes (tiger tail seahorse), 1874 nucleotides. It is a transcript of the gene matk, whose product is annotated as megakaryocyte-associated tyrosine kinase. Gene Ontology annotation, biological process: protein phosphorylation. The record is from RefSeq and is a predicted model, not a curated record. Bases 152 to 1603 code for a protein of 483 amino acids. The transcript has 13 exons. NCBI's taxonomy places the organism in Eukaryota, Metazoa, Chordata, Actinopteri, Syngnathiformes, Syngnathidae. Gene Ontology annotation, molecular function: protein tyrosine kinase activity; protein binding; ATP binding.
AAUGCAUCUUUGGCCAGCAUCUCCUCUCCUCACUGGUGAUGGACAAUAUCACCACAGAAUGAGAUGAAGUGCUGCAAAACAUUUAAUUCCUGAACAAACUGUCUGUCCGCAUCAGGUGUUCAACAGAAAUUCCAAACCUUAUGACCUACUCAUGGCAAAGAUGAGUUGGACGACUGGUACACAAUGUGUUGCCAAGGGAGACCACAGGAAGCCCAAACCUGGAGAGCUGUUGUACCACAAAGGAGACAUACUCACUAUUGUCGCCAUGACCACGAGUAAGAGAUGCUACAAAGCCAAACAUAACUCCACCGGAGACGAGGGGAUCAUAAAUAGCGCCGAUGUGCGGGAAAGAGAAGCUCUGCGUUUGGAUCCAAGCCUCAGCCUCAUGCCCAGAUGGUUUCACGGGAAGAUCUCGGGCCCAGAGGCGGUCCGCAAGCUGCAACCGGCCCAGGACGGCCUGUUCCUGGUGCGGGAGUCAAUCCGACACCCUGGCGAUUAUGUGCUGUGUGUCAGUGUCUCUGGGGAAGUCAUCCACUACCGAGUGAUGUAUCAGGACAACCAACUGACCAUUGACAACAAUCAGCACUUUAACAACCUCAUUGACAUGAUCGAGUUCUACUCACAAAACAAGGGUGCCCUUGCUCGAACUCUACUGAAGCCCAAACCAAAACAAGGGGCCAAGUCGGCUGAGAUGGAGCUGACAAAAGCUGGAUGGCUGCUGGACAUUACCGUACUGAAACUGGGACACAUCAUCGGAGAGGGGGAGUUUGGUGCUGUGUUCGACGGCGAAUAUUUGGCCCAGAGGGUGGCAGUAAAGACCAUUAAGUGCGAUGUCACAGCCCAGGCCUUCCUGCAGGAGGCCACAGUGAUGACGAAGCUACAACAUAAAAACUUGGUGCGCUUGCUGGGGGUCAUCUUGCACAAAGGCCUUCUCAUUGUCACGGAGCUCAUGACGAAGGGAAAUCUCGCAAACUUCCUCAGGACGAGAGGACGAUCACUCGUUGGCUCUGUGCAGCUUCUUCGCUUUGCACUCGACGUGUGUGAGGGAAUGGCGUACCUGGAAUCUAAGAAGCUGGUCCACAGGGACCUGGCGGCCCGCAACGUCCUGCUCUCUGACGACGACGUGGCCAAGGUCAGCGACUUCGGGCUGACGAGGGCGGCCUCCAGGGUAUCAGAUGACCAGCGUGCCAAACUGCCUGUCCGCUGGAGUGCCCCUGAAGCUCUGACGAAAGAGAAAUACUCCACAAAGUCAGAUGUUUGGAGUUAUGGCAUUCUGCUCUGGGAAAUCUUCUCCUAUGGUCGACAACCAUAUCCAAAGAUGGUAGGAAGCCUCAUCGUAAUAAAUGCAUCCUUGAAGGAGGUGAUGGAGCGAGUGGAAGGCGGCUUUCGCAUGGAGGCACCAGAAGACUGUCUCCCCGCUAUUUACGCCCUCAUGACCAUUUGCUGGGCCAAGGAACCUCGGAGAAGGCCCACUUUCCACAAAAUGAGGGAAAAACUUGAACAAGAGAUGAAAAAACGAUGUCCGGGUUAUGAGUCGCAACAUCAAGAUGGAGUCGGGCGUGGAUCCGGAUAUGGAGGUGGCUACCCCACUCACAUUGUUUAAAUUCGGUUGGACAUUUUUUUUUUUUCUUGAGGGGAGGUUCUUGUCCACUUAAGACUUCUUUCUCAACAUUAUGGACGACAAAACUUUCAUUCGGGCUUAAAGUACACUAACUGGUCCGUCCUUUAGAUGCACCUCUACAAAUAUAUUGGACAUCGUGGUGCGCUUUGGAUCAUGAUCUGUUCCUUUUUAGAUGUUUUCUGAUCAACUGUACUCAACCUGUCUUGUAGUUGGGUGUUACUAGUGGCUUACACCUUGUUGUAAACACUGCCAC